CCACCCCCACUCCGCCCCUUCCUUAGCUGUUCCUUACUGUAGCCAUGGCCCACUCAUAAACAAAUAUAAUAAAACAAUUUUCUUUCUCUUUCUCUCUUAAGUCGUUCUCUGCAUUUCCUAUCGGUUUCCUCUUCGCCAUAUAAAAUCUCAACGUCUUUCCCAAAUCAAAACUUUUCUUCUCUGCAUUUCGUACAAGAGUCUCUCUUCUUCUUCUUCUUCAUCUUCAAUCUGGUAGAGGAAAAAAAUUAUAUUUAAAGAAAAUGCCUGCUUGGUGGGGUAAAAAGUCAAGUAAGAAUAAAGAAGAGAGUCCUCAAAAUCAAAGCCCAUGUGGCACUACCGUCGGAUUAAUCAAGUCUUCACCUAAUAAAACCGAUGCUGCUGCUAUGGUGGCGGUGGCCGUGGCCGGCAGCCGCGGUGGUGGUAAAAAGAAAGAAGCAGCAGCAGCAGCAGCCGCCGCCGACAAGGACAACAACAGCAACCGCCCAAAGAGCUUCGAUGACGGAGGAGGGCUUCUUUUAAGCGCCCGUAAUUCGCCACGAGGCAGCAAGGAUUUUGUCGCUGUUGGUCGUGGGUCAUCUGGGUUUUCGGGUUUCGAUUCGGAUUCAGGGGAGAAAAGGGGGAUUCCUUUGCCUAGACCAUCUGUUUCGUCGAUGCAAAGUGAUCAUGGAGUCGGGUUGGGAUCUGGGUCGGCUUCAGUUUCUAGUGUUAGUUCUAGUGGCUCUUAUGAAGAUAAUCAGACUGCAAAUGAUCCGGUUCAAUUCCAGGCCUGCAGGCCAUAUAUUGAUCCCAGAAGCCAAGGUGAAAUUAGAAUGAACAUGGGGUCGAGAAGCCCCGGUCCAGGGUCGAGAGGGGCAACCAGCCCAACAUCACCUCUUCAUCAUCGAUUGUCUGGAGUGAGUCUCGAGUCUCCUACAGGGAGAAAGGAAGAUGGGAAGUCCCAGUGUCAUAAGUUGCCUCUUCCACCAGGUUCUCCUACUAGUCCUUCUUCUGUCUUGCCUAGCACAAGAACUUAUGGAGUGAGUGAAAAUACGCCUUGUACUCUGUCGAAAUGGCGAAAAGGGAGACUCUUAGGGAGGGGAACCUUUGGACAUGUUUACCUUGGAUUUAAUAGUGAAAGUGGGCAGAUGUGUGCAAUAAAAGAAGUUAAGGUCGUUUCUGAUGAUCAGACAUCAAAAGAAUGCCUCAAGCAACUGAACCAGGAGAUAAAUUUGCUGAGUCAGCUUUCACAUCCAAACAUUGUUCGAUACUAUGGAAGUGAACUGGGUGAAGAGACACUCUCGGUUUACUUGGAAUAUGUCUCUGGUGGUUCAAUCCACAAAUUACUUCAAGAAUAUGGUGCCUUUAAGGAACCUGUUAUUCAAAACUAUACAAGACAACUUCUUUCUGGGCUUGCUUACUUACAUGGAAGAAAUACAGUGCACAGGGACAUAAAAGGGGCAAACAUAUUAGCAGAUCCUAAUGGUGAAAUCAAGUUGGCAGACUUUGGCAUGGCAAAACACAUAACAGCUUGUAGUACAAUGCUUUCGUUCAAGGGAAGUCCUUAUUGGAUGGCACCUGAGGUUGUCAUGAAUACAAAUGGCUACAACCUUGCUGUGGAUAUCUGGAGCUUGGGUUGUACUAUACUUGAAAUGGCAACUUCAAAACCACCAUGGAGUCAGUAUGAAGGGGUGGCUGCAAUAUUUAAAAUCGGAAACAGCAAAGAUGUUCCUGAUAUUCCUGAUCACCUUUCUAAUGAAGCAAAAAAUUUCAUAAGGCUUUGCUUGCAACGAGAACCAUCAGCACGUCCUACAGCCUUGCAACUUCUAGAUCACCCUUUCAUUCGGGACCAAGCAACCACAAGAGUUGCUAACAUCAGCAUAACCAAGGAUGCAUUUCCUUACACUUUUGAUGGAAGCCGCACUCCGCCCAUACUAGAGCUGCAGUCAAACAGGAAUAAUAUCCUCUCAUUUGAUGGAGAUUAUGGGACAAGGGGAGUGUCUGCAACAUCAAGAGCUUUGAGGAGUCCAAGAGAUAAUGCAAGAACAAUCACAUCUUUGCCUGUGUCUCCUUCUUCAAGCCCAUUAAGAUAUGCUCCAGCACACAAGAGUUGUUUUUAUUCUCCUCCUCAUCCAGCUUAUCAGUUUGUAGGACAGAGUGGUUACAACUUUGGUGACUUCUCUGGGAGUGCAUUGAGAACAAGUCCAAGAUACACUCAUGAUCCUUGGCUUGAAUCUUCACAACUAAAAGUCCAAACGCCAGGCACCUCGCCAAGAACGAGACCUAUUUGAGAUCUUGUAAAUAGCAACAGGAUAAAUAUCUUUUUCCCCUAUAUCCAAAAUGCCAAUGAAAUGAAGGGCAAUCUCAAUUUUCCUAGCCGACUAGAACAAAGUGAUUUGUAUUUUUUAAUUGAAGGCUACUUGAAGUGGGAAUAUUCGGGACAAGGGGACUUUUGUUGGUCGGGAAAGAUGGAGAUGCUAGGGCACUUGAUCUUUGUAACAAUCUCUUGUUGAUUGUUGUAUAUUGGAAAGGUGGUCACUGCGUUUGUAACAUUGACGCUGUUGUAUAGUAUUCAUCACGUGCGUAAUACCAUCACUUGUCAUCAACUGAACAGAUUGAACAGGUCCUGUAAUACCAUCGCAUUUUUACCUACA
Theobroma cacao (cacao) is the source of this 2630-nucleotide messenger RNA. Its product is annotated as mitogen-activated protein kinase kinase kinase 3. Gene Ontology annotation, biological process: protein phosphorylation; MAPK cascade. Gene Ontology annotation, cellular component: cytoplasm. The record is from RefSeq and is a predicted model, not a curated record. Gene Ontology annotation, molecular function: ATP binding; MAP kinase kinase kinase activity. NCBI's taxonomy places the organism in Eukaryota, Viridiplantae, Streptophyta, Magnoliopsida, Malvales, Malvaceae.